Molecule: messenger RNA, 6728 nt
Organism: Maniola jurtina (meadow brown)
Lineage: Eukaryota; Metazoa; Arthropoda; Insecta; Lepidoptera; Nymphalidae
Product: serine/threonine-protein kinase par-1-like
Exons: 21
Coding region: 325-4992 (1555 amino acids)
Biological process (GO): microtubule cytoskeleton organization; protein phosphorylation; intracellular signal transduction
Cellular component (GO): cytoplasm
Molecular function (GO): tau-protein kinase activity; ATP binding; protein serine/threonine kinase activity
Source: RefSeq, a predicted model, not a curated record
AGCGAUGUUCAACUCGUUCUUUGCAAUUUGAUAACAAAUCAGUGAUAAGAUUGCCUCACGUUAUCAUCAGGAGAAUGUCACGAGCGUUAAAACAUAACUACUGAUAAACUAGUAGUAUUGCGCUCAGUUUGACCUUGUUUAAUAAAAGUCAUUGUACAGGCAUUUGUUUUUAUUAAUGAAAUGUCAAGCGCCGCAGUUGUACUUCCCGAGCGGAAUGACGUGAGCGCCGCCAGCGCCGCCGCGACAGGAAGGCGAACUAACCGCAGUAACCAGAAAUUCGUCGGGGAGUGCGCGUUUCGGUAGACAUCGCCGCGUUUGUCUACAAUGGCUAGCAACAUAAAGCCGCUGCACAAGACGAAACACUUCCCGAUAGACCAGCUAGUAUGCGUCGGCAACUACGAGCUGGAAAAGACGAUCGGAACGGGCAACUUCGCAGUCGUAAAGCUAGCUACACAUGUUAUUACUAAGAGUAAGGUAGCAAUUAAAAUAAUAGACAAAUCGCGGCUUGACGAAGACAACCUCAAGAAGACGUUCCGAGAAAUCGCCAUCAUGAAGCGGCUGCGGCACCCGCACAUCGUCAGGUUGUACCAGGUGAUGGAGAGCAGUCACACUUUGUAUCUAGUCACAGAAUACGCGCCCAACGGGGAAAUAUUUGACCACCUGGUGUCGGCGGGCAGGAUGCCGGAGGCGGAGGCGGCGCGCGCCUUCGCGCAGAUGGUGGCCGCCGUGGGCUACUGCCACGCGAGCGGCGUCGUGCACAGGGACCUCAAGGCGGAGAACUUACUGCUGGACAAGAACAUGAACAUUAAGCUGGCAGACUUCGGGUUCAGCAAUGAGUACACAGCAGGCUCCCCCCUGUCCACGUGGUGCGGCAGUCCGCCGUACGCGGCCCCAGAACUGUUCGAGGGACGACAGUACGACGGACCCAAGGCUGACAUAUGGUCGCUCGGCGUAGUGCUGUACGUGCUGGUGUGCGGCGCGCUGCCCUUCGACGGCUCCACCCUCAGCGAGCUGCGCUCCACCGUGCUCGGUGGCAAGUUCCGGAUACCGUACUUCAUGUCGCAAGAGUGCGAGCAGCUGAUCCGACACAUGCUGGUGGUGGAGCCCGAGCGGCGCCUGACGCUGCGCGGCGUGGCGCGCCACCGCUGGCUGGCGGCGCACCAGCCGGGGCCGGGCCCGGGGCGCGACGCGGCGGCCGGCGCCUGCGCCUGCCACCCCGCCGAGCCCGCGGACGGCGCGGCCGACGGUGCGCGCCACGACGCCGUGCUGGCGCGCAUGGUGACGCUGCCCGGCCUCACGCACCACCACAUACAGCAGUCGGUGCAGGAGGAGCGGUUCGACCACGUGGCGGCCAUCUACCACCUGCUGAUGGACAAGCUGCAGCUGAAGGACGAGAGCGCAGAGAUGGACAGAGAUUCACUAGAUUCCACAACGGGGCGACCCCUUGAUCUCACUAGUUGUAAGAGCAGUGAAGAGGAGCAGAUGGAGGCGGAGGACAGUUGCGAAGGGCUGCAGGUGGCGGGCUACCUCACCGGAGUACACUCGGCUGAUAGUUUCGAAAAGUUCGGCGAGUCGGCGCCUCUGUGCGAGGAGGCCCCCGCGCUGAGCGCCGCGUCGCCGCCGUCGCCGCACGCCACGCGCCGCCACACCGUCGGCCCCGGCGACUGCAGGCAUGCACAGCAGCAGGUCGGCGCGAACGGGCAAGGCGUGAGCAGCGCGCAGGCGGAGGUGUCGCUGCUGCCCAACACCAACCUCGCCGCCAAGCUGCCCGCCGUGCAGCACCAGCCGCCGCGCUACUGCAGCGUGAAGCACCACCUGCUGAAGCCGCCCGUCGUCAUGCAGGCGCAAGGCUCGUCGUUCGGUCGGCGCGCGUCGGACGGCGGCGCGCACGUGCGUCGCUCCGAGCCCGCGUGCUGCGGCUCCGCACCCACGCAUCACGUGUCGGACAGCGGCACGCCGACGCGCGCGGAGCAGGCGGAGCAAACGGAGGAGCAGGCCAACGACCCCGCCUACAACACCAACCUGUGCAGAUACAUGUUGAACCGAGGCAGCAGCAAACGGCACACCAUGGCGACGCCCGAGGACGCGGCGAGCGUGUCGUCCGUCUGCGCGCCCACCACCAUGGCCAGCAGUUCGCCGUCGUCAUCGGCGAACCUGCGCGUGCGCAGGACCGGCCUGCUCACCGUCACCGAGCGACCGCCAGUCAUUAGCCCCGAACUCGUCAUGGAGGUGGAGGCGCGCAUGAAGCGCAACUACCUCCCGCCGUCCUUCGGGGGCUACCCCUACCCCGCCGGGUACCACAGCCCCCCGCCCGCGCAGCCGCCGCCCAGCCAGGGCUCCAUAACCGCCGGCACCCCCAACUAUGCCAAAAACUGCAUGAAACCCGUCCUGGAGACCAUACCUCAAGGGAGCAUCAUGGGUUCCGCGUCUCAAGCGGUGUCCCCGUACACGCCCGCCAUGUCCCAGUACUCGCCCACGCAUGGGACCGUGGCGUCCCAGUCCGGCUCCAUCGUCAGCGGCACACCGAUCUCCAAUCAAGGCUCAGCCGGAACCAACUCCCCCAAUCAGAGCUUCUCUUCUAGCGCCAACACACAAAACCCUGGCACCCCUAACCAGAACUAUCAGCUCCAAGGCUCUAUAAUGACCGGAACUCCGAUACAGAACCAAUCGAUGAUGUCAAAUAAUACACAAAAUCAAGGAUCAAUCAUGUCCGGGACCCCCAUGCAAAAUCAAGGAUCGAUCUUAUCUGGAACUCCAAUUCAAAAUCCAGGGUCAAUUUUGACCGGAACCUCCGUACAAAACCAAGGAUCUCAAAAUCAGGGAUCGAUUCUAACCGGUACUCCCAUCCAAAGCCAGGGUUCGAUUAUGACCGGGAGCUCGGCACAAAAUCAAAAUUUCAGUCCCAAUGCGGGGUCAAUAAUUUCUGGAACGCCCAUGUCUUCCCAAGGCUCGAUCGUUUCGGGUACUCCUAUGAGCGUAGACCCUAACAACUUCACCAAUUUCGGAGUAUACAACCCGGGGUACCCGAGUCAGGGCAGCGUGGCCAGCGGGUCGAUCACUGCGGGCACGCCGGUGGCCGGCGGCCAGUACGCCCGCCAGCGCAAGUACUCGGGCCCGCAGCGGGUCAAGCUGCAAAUGUUGGCCACUGUACAGGAAAUGGCGCGCGAGCACGUAGAGCGCUACUCGCCGGUGCGGCGCGCGGAGCUGAGUCCGCCGCGCGCCGCGCACGACCUGGCCUCCGCGCGCCUCGAGUACCAGCAGCUGCAGCGUGGACUGGAGCGACGCGGCGCCGCGGCGGCGGGCGGCGCGUCCCCGCCGCACCCCGCGCACACGCCCGCCGCCUCCGUGCCAGGGUCCCCGAUACACGCCGCGCCUGCGCUCGAGCUCGGCGCUGCGCCCGACCCCGCUGCACAGGACCUGUCUCUGAAACUAGGCAUCAACCUGAACACGUUGUACAGCUCCCACCUCUCCCAGGAAGUGCUCAAAUCCAUUCACUCGUACGGCAGCUUCGGGCUCCUGUCCGGCCACGCGUCGCCCGCCAGCCCCGGCUCGCCGCUGCACCAGAUCACCGAGGGCCUCAGCUACCUGCACACCGGCUCCAUCACCCGCGGCACCCCGCAGCCCACCGCCACCGCGCUCGACCUGCGGAGCAACGUGGACAUGGACACCGCCUACCCGCAGCUGCACCCCAUGGUGCACCCGCAGCUGCACGCCGUGGCGCAUCGCUCGCUCAACAACUCCCCCAUCUCCAACCCCGGCUCCCCGCUCGACAUGAUCCAGGAGGAGAUCGGCAACGGCUCCCACAACGGCGAAACCAAAUUCCCCGACCGGACGUUCCCCCUCCCGACGACCUACCCCUCCACACAUCCGCAGAUCAGUCUGACAGAUUGUCUGGGCUCUGAAAUCACCCUAGUCGCGUCCUCCUCUGAGGACAGCGUCGACAGCUUAGAGAACUCCAAAUAUCCUCUGCCCCAGUUCGUGAUAUCGGAACCCUCGGAUCUGGACGACCGACCCUCCAUCACCAAAGGGAUCGGAAGGAAAGUGAGCCAAGAAACGGAGCACGUGGAGCACAAACACGUGGAGCUAGUAGAUAAGGACACAGAGAUGCCCUCGCCCAAAGAGAGCAUCGAUGAGACCAGCAAAUACUUAUCCGAGGAGUUAGCGAGGCGAGGCAGCGACAAGUCGCUCGGGUUCAGCGACGACUCGCUGAGCAACGACUCGGCCAACGUGUCGCCCAACUGUGAACAAAACAUACAGUCGAUUUACUCCAACAUCGUAUCGGCCAGCUCCGGGUUCAGUGAAAACAGAGGGAGCUUUUCGGAACACAGAGAAUCGUUUUCCUUUUCGGAUCGCGGAAGCUUCUCCGAAAGAGGGGACUUCGGGAGGUCGUCGUUUUCGGAAAGGAGCGACUUCGGGAGGAGCAGCUUCUCCGACAAAGGGGAGACGCCGCGCUCGUCCUUCUCGGCGCAGGGCGUGCUCGGCGAAGUCAAGGAGUACUACGAGGACGUGUACAUGCCGCGCGACAAGCUGGAGCCCUGCGGCGAGGAGAGCCGCGACAUCGACCAGCUGCAGAGGUCCACCAUGGACUUGAGGCUGACGGAGAUCUGCAGGCCCGAAGAGCGAAAGAUUCCGAUCCUGCUGAGCCCUCAGAAAGUUUCCUGCGUCCAAGAGUACUACGAGGUCGCGCUGUCCACCGUCUGCUCGCAGCUGGACUCUCACAGGAUAGUGGAACUGUUGAAGGAAACUAUCAACACGAGGGUUCCGCCGCAGAACAUCUUCGUGGAGACCGGGGACCAGAUAGGAAAACACGACGACUCCGAGGCGUUGACAGGGUUCCUCAAUCUGGAAUACUCCGGAGGGAUCCAGAUAGAGCUGGUGGUGUGUGAGAACAAGGCGAAGGAGAAGAAGGGCUUGAAGAUGCGGCGGAUAUCCGGCGACCAGCGAGAAUACGGCAAGCUGUGCCAGCAGCUCAUCACCAGCCUCACGGUGUAGCGCGGGGGGGGGGGGGGAGGGGGGAGGGGGGGGGGAUACGACUGCUUUUAAAAAGUAGUCCGUCACGAAUGGAGUUUAGUAUUUCCAUGAAAUAAAUAAAAGAAUGGAAUGUACUCGUACCUUUGAAAAAUUUGAACACCCUUUCAAUAUUUAGUUACCCUUUUGAAGAACAUUUUAUCAUUCGCAAUUACUUUAAAAGGUAAAGAUUGAUAUAAAUUUUUCAAAGGUAGCGAAUUCAUUCGAAAGCAUUUAUGUACCUAAAGUUGUGUGUUCCGAAUUCCAUUCCUGAUUGUAACGAGAUAUAAUUCAGUUUUGAAUUGUCUUUUGUGUGAUAGAAAAUGAUUUCGUGUACAAAGAUACAUCUGUUUAGUUAGCAUAAAGUCUCGAUCUAUUGCUGAGCUUACGUUCCACCGUACGGUCGGUGGUAGAUCGGAGUUAGUUAUAUACUUGUAUAUAGUACGAACGCUUUAUAUUUUGUAAAUUAGAAAGUUCCAUAUUUUUGUCAGUUAUAAAUAUUGCAAUAUCCGACACCAGAUAGAUAGUGAUUAUCGAAUGAGAAGAAAUAGGUGUUAAUUUAUAUUUUUCGUCGUACUUAGGUCCUCGUAGAUGUAAAGCAUUCCGCCAUAUUGGCCGUGCCGUGUUGGAGGGAAACUUGUGUGAUGGAGACUGCUGCGAUGCUGUAUCCACGGAGAGAAGUUAAUAUAGACCUCUCUCUGUUAUCUAAUCUUAUACAAAUGACAGAGACAAGAAACUCAGUGGGCGUUAACUAUUUUGAGUGACCAACCAAUCAUUUAUUCAUUGUUGUUGAUGUAAGCAAUGUAAUAUAAAUCCAUAUAUCAUAAACAAACAUAAGUUAUUAAAUUAAAUUUCGAAUGUUUUUGAAAACAGAUUUUCUAGUAGAGUAGGACGGACAACAUGGGUUCGUUUGUUGGAUCGGUUGGUCACUCAAAAUGGUUAACACCCACUGACUUUUUUGUCUUUGUCAUUGGUAUCGGAUUACGUAACAGAGAAAGCCCUUUACUAUCUUCUCUCCGUGGACAGAGUAUGCGAGCCGUUAGCGAUAGAAAAGAAGACAUUUUUGACUUCGAGUUGUUACAUAUUUGUAUAUUAUGUCGAUAUAAAAAUCUAUAAUGAAUUUAUUUAUUCCAAAAUAUUGUUUUAACCUUAAUAUUCCAUUUUAGGGGUAAUUUAAUAUAAAUCGUGUAAAUAUUUUUAAUUUUAAGUUCUGACUAGAUUACAUAUUAAAUCGGACGAAUUAAGUCAAUACAGAACGCGCAAUACCUAAUAUUUGCUGACAAUGUCGACUGUUGAGGUGUUUGGUGUUGUUACGACUCUCAAAUGUUGUAUAGAGGAAUGUGAAAUGUGUACCAAACUCCAUAUCAUAACAAACCCAAGCAAAUUGUUGAAUACAUUAUCUAACAUCCUUUGUAAGGUCCGGUCUCCACCUGAGCGAAGCGAGAGGUGUGUACAGUCAACCAAUCAGAUUUUUAAAAGAUGACGUGAUUAUUUUUUCACGUUAUCUAUUAUGAAUCUGAUUGGUCGAUAACUCAUAUCCGCUCCGAUAAAGGUGGAGACCGGAUCAAUGUAGCGAGUGAUUUUGGUUUGUCAGUUUGGUACGCAGCACGCUCGUAUGUAGGGUAGAACUUUUGCCAUAAGUGUAGUUAGAGCCAUGUUAUUGAUGAUUGAAAUAUCUUGUAAAUAAUAUUUUAAUAAACAAUUCCGAUUCCAUAAUGUUA